Messenger RNA from Hirsutella rhossiliensis, 978 nucleotides. RefSeq lists its product as uncharacterized. Lineage: Eukaryota; Fungi; Ascomycota; Sordariomycetes; Hypocreales; Ophiocordycipitaceae. Bases 1 to 978 code for a protein of 325 amino acids. The transcript has 3 exons. The record is from RefSeq and is a predicted model, not a curated record.
AUGAAACUCAUCGACAGAGCAUUCCAUCGUCUCGCUCGCAAGAUGAAGCACCGGAAGCAGGAGCACCGCCUGCCCGAUGGCAGAUGGAAGCCACGACAAGAGGGGCAGAGCCUGACCGACUCCGAGACGAGGCAACCACGUGCGUCGGACAAGGUGAAGGAGCAGAGUCCGACCGGCUCCGAGACGCGGCAACCACUUGCUUCGGACAAGGCAAAGGAGCAGAGUUUGGACGACUCCGAGACGAGGCAACCACUCGCUUCGGACAAGGCAAAGGAGCAGAGUUUGGCCGACUCCGAGACGAGGAAACGGCUCGCCGAGGACAAGGCAAGGCAGCAGGAGUCGUGCGCCCUCCUCCAGCUUCCCCUCGAGUCGAUCCUAGACAUCGCCGACAAUCUUCCUCGAAGCAUCUUCGGCGACGACAACCCAGUCACCAGGCCCCAGCAGCAUCUUCAACGAUUUCUAGCUCCGCACCACAGGACGGUGCGCCAUUUUGAGGGUUCACUUAACGUCCAGUUGAGCGUCUACCCCCGCAUCGUCGGCAACAGGUUCCUAUUGCUCAGCGAGUGGCGCAUAGAGACGGAAGCGCAUAAAGUCUGCACCACCAAGGGCAUCCACGGCCACAUCCUUAUCUGCCGACACCAAGAAUAUAGCCAAGACGCCUGGCUGCUUCCUCCGGACGAGGUUCCCGAGGCGGGCGCCUUGUGCGAAGCCUUUGGCCAGCUGGCUUCGCAGCCACCAGACUUUGAGGCUCACGGCGCCUGUGCCUCGUGCACAACUGACUUCUCAGUGCAAGGCACCAGGAAUCGCUGCCAUAUCCGCUCCUGGCAGGACCUUGGACCCGAGGGCGCGGUCACUCAUUUUCGGGCCUUGCUGGCGGGAGGUUCCGCGAUAAGCCACCACGAACCGGGCAGCGUGCGGCAGCUGCACUUUGCGAAAUGGUCGUCCGUGGCCCUGGUCGCGGCCUUGGUCUGGCUCUGA